Molecule: messenger RNA, 959 nt
Organism: Micropterus dolomieu (smallmouth bass)
Lineage: Eukaryota; Metazoa; Chordata; Actinopteri; Centrarchiformes; Centrarchidae
Exons: 6
Coding region: 11-820 (269 amino acids)
Source: RefSeq, a predicted model, not a curated record
UACACUGAAGAUGAAGUUUUCAUUUGUCUUGUUCCUUUUAGUAGGUAUCCCUCCUCUAAAAGGGCAGCAGAGGAUUGAGGAGUUUGAACACAUUCUGCUGAGACUCACCUUCCCUUCGUUUUACAAUAGUUACAACAAAUCCUGCUGUAAACUCUAUCCAGGAGGAUGUUACAAGCUGCUGGACAGCACAGGAUAUACCUGUGAUUUAUUGGAGGGACGAGUUACGAAAUCUGAGAAUGAUGGCUGGAUAGAAUUUAAAAUAUCGGAUGUGCAGUUUGUGGAUGGAGGCUAUUACAGAUGUAUGGUUCUGGGAAUUCAAAAUCCCAUCUACAGUGAUUACUAUGUCGAGGUGUCUGAGGUUUCACUUCACCAUAGCCAGUCUCAGCCUUCAGUGGCAACAACCGUCAAAGCCCCCAACACCUCCACGACACUCCCAGACUCCACUGGGCCUGUUCUGGCACAGGACCAUGUUGACAGUCCCAGAGUUUCUUGGAGUUUUGGCCUGCCUCUAGCUGUCAUUGUGUCCAUUGCAGUGAUGAUUUUGAUCACUUCAGUUAUUGGUGUGGUUUUGUGCAGUGUCAAGGCAAAACCUAAACAGUCGAACAAAUAUGGAGAAACUCUGUGUGAGUCACUGAAACAAGAGGCCCCGGAAAUGAGUGGCAUAGUCUACACAACAGUGGACUUCAGAGCUCACCAGAAACCGACAGAGUUGUAUGCAAACCUUAGGAUGCACGAAACACAAGCGGGAGGCCCCAACUCGACUUGGAGUGCAGAGCAUGAUGGGAUGGUGGAGUACUCCACACUGGCAAUCCACCAGUGAAUUCAUGUGAAAGUUUAGUUUCUGAUUUUGAUGGGACCCAUUUUAUCUGUUACACCACAGUGUUUUUAAAGGGAACUCCUCUGAUUAUUUGAAAAAUGAAUAAAAAGACAAAUACAUCGGCUGCAUUAUGGGAAAUGAA